AUGUAUGCGUUAUUGAAUGAACCAGCAUACCAAACGGUAUCCAAAGACCCCACACCUUCCGUCCAAAGACAGAACAACUCGCUCAUUACCAGAUUGCUCAAUCUCAAGCUCAUCGACACUAAAACAUCUAUGCGCCUAAAAUCAAAUACAGCUGUAUGCCCACGCAUAUACGGACAACCCAAAGCGCACAAACCCAACUUGCCACUGCGCCCGGUGGUCCCCAAUAUCACAGCACCGACAUAUCAACUUGCCAAGUUCAUAGGCAGUAUACUAAAAUCAUCAUUCCACAGUGAGUACAACACACCCGACAGUUUCCAGUUCACCGAGUAUAUACAACAGGUCACCCUUUCACCUGACUAUGUCCUAGUGUCGUUUGAUGUGGUCUCUCUGUACACAAACAUACCAACAGAGCUGGUCACCCAUGAUAUCAUCAUGGACUGGCGUAACAUUAAAGUUCACACCAACAUUAAUUUGGAUUUGUUUCUCGAGCUAGUCGAGUUUUGUAUUAAAAGCAGUUACUUCAGAUUCCGGGAAAAACACUACAAGCAAACGUUCGGCACAGCCAUGGGCAGCCCCCUAUCGCCCAUUCUAGCUGAUAUUAUUAUGGAAAACUUACUACAAACUUCAAUCAAACGACUUCCAUUCACCAUUCCGGUAAUCCGCAAAUAUGUUGACGAUCUAUUCUUGGCGCUCCCCAAAGACAAAGUACAACAAACUCUGGAUACUUUUAACGCAUACAAUCAACAUCUACAGUUUACAAAAGAAGAGGAGAUCGACAACAAACUUCCGUUCUUAGACACAGUAGUAACUCGACAUUCAGACCAAACACUAUCUACACGCUGGUACGCAAAACCGAUAGCAUCAGGCCGUCUUCUGAACUACCAUUCUUUCCACCCGCUAUCGAUGAAAAUGAACGUCGCUCAACAAUUCAUUAAAAGAGUGACUGGUCUCACCACGGAUAACUGCCCUAACUUGCAGCAAAAUAUAAUUUUUCAACAUCUCCGUAGGAACAAUUACCCAUCAUCACUCAUCAACAGACUUAUAUCCCGCAAUGCAAAAAUAUUCUGCCCCUCCAAUAACUCUCAACAACCGGAUAAAAAUAAAAAUGCAUCUAACACAAGAGAUCCUCCCAACGAUAGCAGUCCGUCCACCGACCAGGUUUACAGAUCACUGCCAUACGUACCAUCACUCAGCACAUCUAUAGUAAGCAUUCUAAAAUCCGAUUACCCAAAUGUUAAAAUAGCAUCAAAACCAAUCAGCACCACAUCCAAACUAAUGCUGAACGUCAAAGACCCCGUAGAUCCUCUGUUGCAAUCUAAUGUCAUCUACAGUCUGCCUUGUGGGAACUGCCCAAUGUACUACAUAGGAAUGACACGGAAUCAGCUCAAAACAAGACUGUACGGCCACAAAACCAACAUAAACCAGUAUGUACGAUUAAAAACCGACGGCGCAAUCACCACCGACGAACAGCUGAUCAGUCUCGGUGAGAAAACCGCUCUCAUCGAACACAUGAUCAAAAACGACCACAAUUUUGAUCUCACCAAAGCUAAGAUCAUUGAUAAAACCUAUCGAUCGACGGCUCUACCAAUACUUGAAAUGUGCCACAUCUCAAACACCGCCAACACCGUCAACCAUCGCACCGAUGUAGAUGGUCUCAACACUACCUACGCCGGCAUCCUACACACACUGAAAACGACCAGCACUCGAAGGAAUAGAAACACAGAAACCAGUGAUGACAGUUGUUUUGGCUCACAAUUGAUAUCAAUCCCUCCAUACGCAAUCAGUGGGUCACCAUCUUCAAACCAGACGUUGGACCACUUCGUGCAUACAUAG
This is a messenger RNA of Topomyia yanbarensis, 1833 nucleotides long. RefSeq lists its product as uncharacterized. Lineage: Eukaryota; Metazoa; Arthropoda; Insecta; Diptera; Culicidae. The coding region runs from base 1 to 1833 and encodes 610 amino acids. The record is from RefSeq and is a predicted model, not a curated record. The transcript has a single exon.